Molecule: messenger RNA, 426 nt
Organism: Octodon degus (degu)
Lineage: Eukaryota; Metazoa; Chordata; Mammalia; Rodentia; Octodontidae
Gene: Lalba
Product: lactalbumin alpha
Exons: 4
Coding region: 1-426 (141 amino acids)
Biological process (GO): lactose biosynthetic process
Molecular function (GO): calcium ion binding; lactose synthase activity
Source: RefSeq, a predicted model, not a curated record
AUGUCUCUCUUCCCGCUGUUUCUGGUUAGCAUCCUGUUUCCUGCCGUUCAGGCCAAGCAACUCACGAAAUGUGCACUGUCUCAUGAGCUGCGCGACCUUGCUGGCUACCGAAACGUCACCCUGCCUGAAUGGACCUGCAUCAUAUUUCAUGUCAGUGGGUAUGACACACAAGCCAAAGUAAAAAAUAAUAAAAACACAGAGUAUGGACUCUUCCAGAUAAGUGAUAAAGAUUUCUGUGCAAGCAGCCGGAAUGUUCAGUCAAAGAGCAUUUGUGGUAUUUCAUGUGACAAGCUCCUGGAUGAUGACCUUACUGAUGACAUAAUGUGUGCCAAGAAGAUCCUGGACAUCAAAGGAAUUGAUCACUGGUUGGCCCACAAACCACUCUGCUCUGACAGGCUGGAACAGUGGCACUGCGAGGCACCGUGA